AUGAGAUGCUUACUGUACUCAAAAGUUUCACCUGGCGUGCGGCUUACACUAAAGAAGAUCGUGGCCCUCGUCGUGACUUUGACAGUUUUGCUGCUUUUCAAUAAAACUUCCGAUUUUGGAAAUAUAACGGUUAGCCAUCCAGAAUCAACCAACGUAAGCUCUUGGCGGCGGAUGGACAGCAAAAGAGCAUGCACCAUCAUCAGCGCUAACAAUACUGCUGUCGAUCUAUCCAUGGAGCAACUGUCAAUGCAAGAGCUUGAGAAUAAGUUCAAGUACUUAGAGCUCGGCGGUCACUAUAUUCCCAAACAUUGCAGUGGAGCACACAGGGUGGCUAUAAUAAUUCCAUAUCGGAACCGACCCAUGCACCUUCCCAUCCUUCUUAACAAUUUUCAUCCUUUUCUCACUGAGCAAGAGCUGGAUUACUCUAUCUUUGUGGUAGAGCAAAUCUCCAAUCAGACAUUUAAUCGUGGGAAGCUACUGAAUAUUGGAUUCGUCGAGGCUAUGAAGAUCUAUGACUGGCAAUGCGUUCUACUUCAUGACGUGGAUUUGCUACCAGAGGAUAAAAGAAAUUUGCAUGUGUGUCCACAGAACAAUCCUCGGCACAUGGCUGUUGCAAUGGACAAAUAUAAUUAUUCGCUACAUUAUGACGGCAUGUUUGGCACAAGCUCCCUGCUAAAUGUGAAACAAUAUCGAGACGUCAACGGACUAUCCAAUCAAUACUGGGGAUGGGGAAAAGAAGAUGACGAUCUUUUCAGAAGAAUUAUGAUAGCGGGCUAUGAAGUCGAACGAUAUGACUCCACUAUCGCACGAUACACAAUGAUCAAGCAUCAAAUUGAUGACGGAAAUCCGAUGAACCCAUGCCGGGAAAAGCUGUUCGAAUAUACUCGUCAACAGUGGAGAAAGGAUGGCUUGAACUCGCUCCGUUACAAGUUGAUUAACAUCACUUUUACACAAGUGUACACCCGCAUUUUGGUCGAUUUAUUGGAGGAGAAAGAAAAGCCUAUCAUAUAUGAAACUUUUUGCGCAGAGGAGGGAGUUGAAAAAUAAUUACGUCUCUUUUCAAUCGAGAGCUGUUACUUGAUCUAGUUUCUAUAAGCUUGUCUUUCUGUCUAGAUUAAUCAAAGAUCUCAUGCACAUAUAAUCUACAUCGCCGUGUUGUACCUUUGCUUCCCACUCUUUAUCAGUCAAUUGCUCAUGUUGUUGUUGUUGGGAGAAUGGCG
Molecule: messenger RNA, 1220 nt
Organism: Cylicocyclus nassatus
Lineage: Eukaryota; Metazoa; Nematoda; Chromadorea; Rhabditida; Strongylidae
Source: the annotation of a GenBank genome assembly